Molecule: messenger RNA, 354 nt
Organism: Camelina sativa (false flax)
Lineage: Eukaryota; Viridiplantae; Streptophyta; Magnoliopsida; Brassicales; Brassicaceae
Source: RefSeq, a predicted model, not a curated record
AUGCAAAUCAUGUGGGCAACGAUCAUCUUAGUUUUGAUAAUAGUAUUAUCAAAAUCUAUAGAAACAAAGGGAAAUGAGAAAGUAAAUGAUCUUGCGCGUGCUUCAUCGUCGGUACUAGCACCUCAAUCACAGAUGGGAAUAUUGCCUAAGCCUAUCCCUUGUGCUUCCCAGCUAAGAACAAUUACAAAUUGUACAAACGCAUUGAAGCACUUUGAAAUCAAGAAGGUCACAAAAGUGUGUUGUAAAAUCCUACUCAGUCUUCCAGAAGAUUGUUUUGGUACUUUGCUCCCUGUGCGGUGGAUCUAUGACGCUGUACUUAAAACUACCUGCAAAGCACUAGGUUAUCCCAAAUAA